AGCCUCAGCGAGCAGGUUCAGGAGGUGACCUCACAGCAACGCAAGACUCAAUCUACAGCAGCAGUACGACGCCGAAAACCUUCACAAAACAGCUCUCAGAAGAAUAAUGGAUGGCCCCAGAACUUCCCUCUGCCUGUUACUCCUCAGCCAGCUGUCAGUCUGUCCUACUGACACAGACCAAGACCUGUCUACAGCACACACGCAUUAUUACACAACCAAAAAUCUAAGCAGUGGGCCAACACCAGGAAUGGAGCCGGACAUGACCACUGACCUCACACAAUCCGAUGAUGUCUCCAACAACACCAGUGGUGCUGAUUGCUUGAUUGACACUCAAAUGGGGCUGAUUGCUUUGGCUUCAGCAGGGGGAUUGAUUAUCUGUCUGCUGGUCACCACCGUGGUGUUAGCAUGCCAAGUUUGUUACAUUCAACGCCAGGUUCGUGCCCCUCGGCCCUCUCGUUCUAACAUGGACUUGGUGAGUGGUACAGGCUACUGGGGAACUGACCAGCCUGAGGUUGUCGGGCUGGUUGGGCCAUGUGACUCCAGUGUCAUGCUUGAGGAAGUGAGAACAGACAGUGAGAUGGAGAGGCAGGGUGAAAAAAUGCAGGCUGAGAAGGAAGACGGAGCAGAAAGAGAGGCCGGCAAGGCCACAGCCGUGGAAUUUGAUCUGGAAGACCGUGGUGUACAGAUGCAGAGCUCCACAUCCAGGGACUCCUGUCUGGAAGUUCCCAGAGAUGUGGAGAACAUGCCCCUUGUAGUGUGAGGAAUAAAAUUCAUCUUUAAAGCUCUGUCCUGUUUCUAACUCAGCUUACUUCAUUCAAAGCCCUUUGUGUUCAUUUUCCUGUAGGCAUGUUUGAUGUAUGUUGCUACCUGUCAGACCUGGACCCAGUUUCAU
This is a messenger RNA of Thalassophryne amazonica, 892 nucleotides long. RefSeq lists its product as uncharacterized. The coding region runs from base 107 to 760 and encodes 217 amino acids. The transcript has 3 exons. The record is from RefSeq and is a predicted model, not a curated record. Lineage: Eukaryota; Metazoa; Chordata; Actinopteri; Batrachoidiformes; Batrachoididae.